GCUGCCGACGAUGGCGUCAAUGUUUCUGUUUGUAGUACGCAUUUCAGCUUACAUCGACGAAAAUCCUUUCAAUCACCUGUCUUGGAAGCUGCGUGGAUAUACAGAAAGUUCUUCAUCAUCUCUGUUUUGACAGAAUUCAUCACUCCAUUGAAUUCGCAGUUUCCACGGACAGCAUGGCCAUUGGAGGCAAAUAGUGUUGCGUGUAUCCUUGUCUUCGUGAAAGAUCCUGCUGCAGCAUACAGUUAGAGUGAGAAAGAUCACUGGAAGACCAGGAAACGGACAAUGCGACCAGGCAAACCACCUAUUGGGGGAUCUCGGAUGUAUCGCAUGCGCAGACCAAUGCCAAGGAGCUGCCUAUCGGCCGCUUUGUUUGGAUUGUUUUGUCUUGGAUUUGUUGUCGAGGAUUUUGUAGACGGCUUCACCCUCGCAAACUACAAUGCAAGAAAGUUAUCAGUCGAGACAUCUUUCUGGAGGGAAAAUCGGCCAAGAGAUGGCUUGUUGAUGACAGCCGAAAGCGAUGAUGAAGGUGAUACCCAUGACGACUUUGGGGAAGAUGACCUACCGAGUGCUGGUGUAGUGUUUGAUGACUUGAAUUGGAGAGUUGAAAAAUUGAAACUAGAGGAAGCCAACACACGUCGCCUACUCAAGUCAAAGCCUCGCUUUCUGCCCUACGAUGAAUGUUCUAAGUGGGUGCAAGCCUUUGGCCGGUGGGAAACCGAAGAAGAUUGGACAAGUUGGAUAGAAAUGGGAGAGAAACGAAACUCUUAUAUUCCUUCCCGGCCCGACGAAUACUAUGGACGCCUCGGACAGUGGAUAUCUUGGGAUCACUUUUUAGGAGUAUCAAGCAAGAAGGAUCAGAGCGGCUAA
Messenger RNA from Seminavis robusta, 867 nucleotides. The record is from the annotation of a GenBank genome assembly. NCBI's taxonomy places the organism in Eukaryota, Bacillariophyta, Bacillariophyceae, Naviculales, Naviculaceae.